AUGUAUCACCAGGGACAGUUCGCCGGGGCUGAGCAAACAUUUCGUCACGUUAUAGAUGACAUGGACGAGACCAAACAAGACGAUUUGAUAGCGAGCCGCUACGGGCUGGCAUCAAGCCUCAUAGCGCAGAGAAAAUUCACAGAGGCCAAGUCGACUCUCGAAGAGGUCCCCACCAUCAUGAGUCCAAUAAAAAAUUGUCGUCACACGGGAGAGGAUCUAGCUGCUUGUGUGCAUAGGCUUGGCGUGGCUUGCUGGGAGCUUAAUCAGUACCGUGAAGCUCGAGACUGUUUCCAACGAGUUGUCGACAUCGUACCCGAAACGCCCAACCAGAACCACAGCGCUAGUCAACAAUGUUUGGCAAUGGCUUUGUUCGAAUUGCAAGAGUUCGAAAGUGCUCGCAAGCACUUCCAAGAACGUUACGACCCUGUGACCAAACAUUUCCCCUCGAGACGUCAGUUCGCCACCGUCACCCGGUUUUGGCUCGUGUGGUCUCUGUGCGAGCUUGGACAUUUUAAUGAAGCCAAACCACAUUUACAGCAUACUUUUACCAUGUUUCCCGAACCGGAGAAAGGUCCUAUACCUGAGUCGGAAUUCGUUUUGGGUCGUAGUCACUACUCUAUGGGGAGAAUUGUGUUGUGUCAAAAGGAUAGGAAGGAUCCGAAGGAGGCAGCAAAACACUUCCGAAUUGCACUACCGAUGCUCAACAGGCGAUUCGGAUCAGAUGAUCAGACGAUCCAACGCAUCUUCAAUUAUGAUGAGGCCUGCGAGCAUCUGAAACCUACCGUCACUGCCUAUGAGGCCACAUAUGGAUAUGACAAUUUGCAGACGUCGCUCGCCCGAGCUUACCUAGUCGACAGUCUUUGCGAGCGGAAACGCUACAUCGAGGCGGACCCUGUUCUGAUCAACGUGGCAACGCAGCAAGGUGCAUCUCCUGGUACAAAGGAGGAGCUGGUCAAAGCUAUCGGAACCUAUUGGCUUGGUCGUCACACAUACGAUCGCGCAAAAUGGAAGGAGACAGAAGACUGUUUCGAUACUGCGUGGACACUGUUGGCUGCAUCGUCAAGAGACAAAACCUGGAACCGUUUACGGUUUGGCUGUCGACAUUGCCUCGCGCGGAUUAAACUAAGUUAUUAUAGCUACUUUAUUUAA
This is a messenger RNA of Hyaloscypha bicolor E, 1149 nucleotides long. RefSeq names its product TPR-like protein. Gene Ontology annotation, molecular function: protein binding. The transcript has 2 exons. Bases 1 to 1149 code for a protein of 382 amino acids. The record is from RefSeq and is a predicted model, not a curated record. Lineage: Eukaryota; Fungi; Ascomycota; Leotiomycetes; Helotiales; Hyaloscyphaceae.